Molecule: messenger RNA, 450 nt
Organism: Gossypium raimondii (Peruvian cotton)
Lineage: Eukaryota; Viridiplantae; Streptophyta; Magnoliopsida; Malvales; Malvaceae
Exons: 1
Coding region: 1-450 (149 amino acids)
Source: RefSeq, a predicted model, not a curated record
AUGGGUGGUACUGGUUUACGCAAAAUGAGACUUUUUAAUAUAGCUCUCUUGGGUCGUCAAGUUUGGAGACUCAUCAACAACAAGGAGUCUCUUUGCUUUAAAGUUCUGUCUUCAAAAUAUUUUCCUGAUGGAAAUAUUUUCAAUGCUAAAAAAGUGAAUAGAGCUUCUUUUACUUGGUCGAGUAUUACUGCUGCUGCAGAAUUUCUGAAGAAUGGUUUCGGUUGGCAGAUAGGCAAUGGUGAGAACAUUAAAAUUAGGGAUGACAAUUGGGAUUUGAAAGGUCUUAAUAGAAGUACACCGAUCCCAAAUAUGCUUUCCUCGAGUGAUGACAGUGUUAAAGAUCUUUGGAUGGAGCAUGCUAGGUGCUGGAAUAUCGAAAAGGUGCAUAGGCUGUACGGUAAAGAUUGGGGGGAUAGAAUAUGCAAAAUUCCUAUAGGCAAUGAAAACUAA